Molecule: messenger RNA, 519 nt
Organism: Hibiscus syriacus
Lineage: Eukaryota; Viridiplantae; Streptophyta; Magnoliopsida; Malvales; Malvaceae
Exons: 1
Coding region: 1-519 (172 amino acids)
Source: RefSeq, a predicted model, not a curated record
AUGGAGGAAACCGCUGACGAGUCUUCGUCCUUGAAACGGAAGAGAGAGGCGGGAACAGCUGAGCUGAACGACGAAGGUGGUGAGUGCGAGACUGAGACGAUGAGCGAGUUGUUGAAGCUUGUCGACGACUCAGCGGAAGUUACCGUUUCAGCGUCUUCAUGCACGUCUUCCCCGACGUCGUAUGGAACGAGGGUUAGGUUCAGCGACAAUCCGUAUUCGUCUGCGUUGAUUUUUCAGUCGUCUUCGUACAUCACCAUCAACGGCAACGAAGAAAGCUGUGGCUCGUCGUUUUCGGAAUCGGAGUCCAGCGUGAUGGCGAGCAUCGAAAUGGGUGGGAUUUGGAGCGCGAAUGUGAAAGUUGGGAACGGUUCGGAUGGGAUGAGAGAGUGGUUGGAAGCGGAGGAGGACGGAGGCGCGUGGGUGGGUGGCGAAUUUGGAAUGGAACGAAGAGCAGCUGGCGAAGUUUGUGGGCGAGGGGUGUCCUUUUUGAAAUUUGUCAGUAAACGCGGACAGUUAUGA